AAUAUAAAUAAAGAAUGUAUAUAAAUGUACUUAUAUAGCUGGUUAUCUAUUUUCAGACUUGAACAAAAUUAGAAUUGCUCUAAGUAAAAUGUCUUACGAUUCAAGUAUGAAUAUAAACAUCUGUAAACCCUGUCAAGAUGAUAGUAAUGAAACACUUGCUGAUGGAUGGUGUCGUGAGUGUGAUGAAUACAUGUGCACAACGUGCUUCCGUCAUCAUUGUAAAAGUAAAUUUUGUAAAGAACACGUGUUACUCGAAAAGAAAUCAACCUCGCCUAACAGUCUAAAUCAAUCAGUAGAAGGACUUGAAAAGUGUAAGCAACAUUCGAAAAAAUCCGUGAAAUUCUAUUGUGCAGCCCACAAUAUGUGUGGCUGUUCGGUUUGCAUGAUAAUCGAACAUAAGGCGUGUGAUGUAGUGUAUAUUCCCCAAAAGGCUGCCGAGUUUGAAAGUAGCAAAGAUGUUAAAUCUUUUGAAGAAAAUUUACAGAAAUGCAGCUCUCAGAUCACAGCUUGCUUAUCGGAAAUAAGAAACAAUAUCGAUGCAAACUUGAAUGUUCAUGAUCAAUUUACUCUUGACGUACAGGAAUUUAGAGACUCUCUUAUCGAUCAUGUCAACCAACUCGCAGCGGAUAUUUGCGCCGAAUCAAACGAACUCAAAGACAAAAGUGUUCAAGAGCAAACAGAACUUAAGAGCAAGACUACAGUGGUGCAACGUAAUCUACAAUCAAUGGAAGAAUCAUUUAAAGCAGACAAGUGCCAACCAAACAAAUUGUUUGUAAAAUUUGAAAGCUUGAAAAAUGCCUUAGAGGAGAUAUCUACCACGAUUCGUGACUUAAGAAAACAGAAUACGACAGAAAGAUACCUUUUUCGAAAGGACAGCCUUAUUGAGUCUGUUUUGGACAAAUGCAGGUCGAUUGGCUAUAUUAAAUUCAAAAAUGAUGAAGUAGAUGCAGGUAGCGACUUUAUUCUAGAGAACGCAAUGCCUGGAAAUGGAAAGCAGAGUCGCGGCUUAAAAGAUUUGACGCAAAGAGUAGAAUUUUUGCAAAUUGAUGAUGACUGCUUGAGAUAUACGCAUUUUGGCGACUCAAAUGGUAUAUUUUUGGUAACACCAAAAUGACGACAAAAAGCUACUUUGAGUUGGAGAUACUACAUAAUAGAAAGGGCGGCUCUGUUGCAAUUGGUCUCGUGCCUGUAAACUAUCCAGUGCAACAGUUUCCUGGCUGGAGAAAAGGCUCAGUUGCGUAUCAUUCUGAUGAUGGUCGAAUUUUCAACGAAAAUAAAUACGGAGCGGCUAUUGCCCCUUGUAGUGAAUCUGAUAAGAUGGGUUGUGGAAUAUUAAGCAAGGAAAUGUUUUGUGUUAAUGUCUUCUUCACAAAGAAUGGACAAAAGAUCGGAGAAACAAAAUUACUAACAACGCAAGACCUUUACCCAGCUAUUGCAAUUGACACCAACGGCCAAGUAGUCAAAGUCAAUCUAAAUGCUCAAUCACCAGUAUAGUAUCAAAGAAUGUGAACUGACAAUAAACCUUGGUCUUUUGUGUUUAUUUCACGGACUUAUGUGAACAUUUUCUAAUUUGAAAAUCUUAAUAUCUUUUCACCUCUAUGCGACAAUAUUAAAUGUUAGGUUCACUUCGAGGAAAUGGCAACGCAUUUUCGUACGGAUUCCGUUAACUUUUCACAAGCAUUCCCUUAUUGAUUAGUGAUUAUGAAAUAUGCAGUCUUAAAAUAACGAAAGGUGUGUGCUGUACAUAUUUUUUCAGUUCAGUGGACAAAAGAGGUAUUCAGUUUUGUUCGUUUGUUUGACUUGUUUUUCAUCAGGAUAUUUUAGAUACACUUGAUAGUUGAAAAGUUUCACUCUUGUUUUCUAACAACUCUUUCAAUAUGUACAUAAUAUACGCAAACAGAUUAUCCUUCCAUUCAACGAGCAAUAGAAAUACAUUUCACCCAGUGAAAGCUGAGAUCAUGUAUUUUUAUUGACUGUGUGCAAGUUGUGUUAAUUUGCAGAAUAAUGUCAAAUUGUAAAUAAAAG
This is a messenger RNA of Ruditapes philippinarum (Manila clam), 2025 nucleotides long. Its product is annotated as E3 ubiquitin-protein ligase TRIM33-like. The transcript is spliced from 7 exons. The record is from RefSeq and is a predicted model, not a curated record. Gene Ontology annotation, molecular function: zinc ion binding. Bases 89 to 1114 code for a protein of 341 amino acids. NCBI's taxonomy places the organism in Eukaryota, Metazoa, Mollusca, Bivalvia, Venerida, Veneridae.